Vitis riparia (riverbank grape) is the source of this 834-nucleotide messenger RNA. Its product is annotated as UPF0548 protein At2g17695. The coding region runs from base 112 to 726 and encodes 204 amino acids. The transcript is spliced from 5 exons. The record is from RefSeq and is a predicted model, not a curated record. NCBI's taxonomy places the organism in Eukaryota, Viridiplantae, Streptophyta, Magnoliopsida, Vitales, Vitaceae.
AUAAAGAGCCAAGUCUGGGUCUGGAGAGCGAAGAUAUGAACUGAACUGAAUUCAUCUUCAAGGUCGAAUUCGAGUGUGAAGGGUGAGGUAUUUCUGUGCAAAAGUUUGAAGAUGGUAUUCUUGCUCUGGUCUCGCCCUUCUCCUCAGAAACAGAAGGCUUGCCUUGAAAAGUCUGGUGGCAUCAACUAUGAUUCCAAGUACAAAGGAUUUACUACCAAGCCAGCGUCUCAGCUCAAAGAAGACAAGGAGCUCUCAGAAGCUGGAUUUUUUGUCAACCAUGCUCGCAUUUUAGUGGGUUCGGGUCUUGAUACCUAUGAGAAGGGCAAGGUUGCUCUUGAGAACUGGAGGCAUUUUGCAUUUGACUGGGCGUUUGUCGACCCAACAACUCCGAUUCGAAAAGGGGUGAAGUUUUGCGUUUGUACCAAAACGUUCCUUCCAUGGACGAUGAUGCCUCUUGAGGUAGUGUAUGUGGAUGAAAAGAAAAAUGCUAACAAGGCCAUUGCCUCAUUUGGGUUCGGCAGUGGCACCCUUCAUGGUCACCUCCUGGCUGGGGAAGAGCGUUUUUCAAUUGAGCUGGAUGAGAACGACCAGGUCUGGUAUGAAGUACUUUCCUUCUCCAAGCCUGGCAACAUCCUAUCAGUUCUCGGGUACCCAUAUGUACAAUCUAUGCAAAAGCGGUUUACACUUCUCUCUACCAAUGCAGUUCUGAAACAUUUGUCAGCCUAAGAACUCCAUGGUAUUUAUAAAUAUUACACAUGUUUCUUUUCCUGUUUUUAUGAACACUUUAUUUGGAUGGUCUGAAAGAUCUAAUAAAAAAUGGAUUUUUUUUUUUUU